AUGAUCGGAGGCCUCGGGCCGUUAAUGCUUCGCUACAAAUAUCGGCUAUCGCGGGAUUACCCUGGCAAUGCAAAGCUCCCGCAGGAUCCCUAUCAUGGGCCAGAUCUCGCAAGCAUUCAUGCAGAUGGGUAUCCUAGAGGAUUGGAAUCCUUGCGCGUAUAUCUGUUGGGUAGUCGGCCAUUGUUGUUGGCUAUCAGCCAUCGUGUCAGCCUGUCAUGCAGAUUGCUGGCCCGUCGCACAUGGCUGAGCAGCACGUGGCGCAACGAACUGGCCCCAAGCUGGGUCUUACAGGAUUCGUAUUUGUAG
Messenger RNA from Aspergillus luchuensis, 306 nucleotides. RefSeq lists its product as uncharacterized. Lineage: Eukaryota; Fungi; Ascomycota; Eurotiomycetes; Eurotiales; Aspergillaceae. Bases 1 to 306 code for a protein of 101 amino acids. The record is from RefSeq and is a predicted model, not a curated record. The transcript is spliced from 3 exons.